Messenger RNA from Acanthosepion pharaonis, 576 nucleotides. NCBI's taxonomy places the organism in Eukaryota, Metazoa, Mollusca, Cephalopoda, Sepiida, Sepiidae. The record is from the annotation of a GenBank genome assembly.
AUGAGUAUCUAUCUAUCUAUCUAUCUAUCUAUCUAUCUAUCUAUCUAUCGCAGAAUGUUCAUAUCAUUCAUCUAUCUAUCUAUCUAUCUAUCUAUCUAUCUAUCUAUCAUCGCAUCUAUUCAUAUCUAUCUAUCUAUAUAUCUAUCUAUCUAUCUAUAUAUAUAUAUAUAUAUAUAUAUAUAUAUAUAUAUAUAUCUAUCGCAGUAUGUUCAUAUUCAUCUAUCUAUCUAUCUAAUAUGUUCAUAUCUAUCUAUCUAUCUAUCUAUUAUCAUCUAUCUAUCUAUCGCAUCUAUCUAUCUAUCUAUCUAUCUAUCUAUCUAUCUAUCGCAGUAUGUUCAUUAUCUAUCUAUCUAUCUAUCUAUCUAUCUAUCUAUCUAUCUAUCUAUCUAUAGCAGUGUGUUCAUAUUCAUCUAUCGAUCUAUCUAUCUAUCUAUCUAUCUAUCUAUCUCUUUCUCGAAACCAGAAGAGAGCACCACAUCCACAUUUCAGCAUGAUGUUUUCUCCCUUCCUUUCCCACAGAGCCUUUUGCGUCAUCAAAAAACGGAUCAGUCAACCUUUUUCUUCUUCUUCGUUUAA